Messenger RNA from Nerophis ophidion (straightnose pipefish), 3324 nucleotides. RefSeq lists its product as uncharacterized. Lineage: Eukaryota; Metazoa; Chordata; Actinopteri; Syngnathiformes; Syngnathidae. Gene Ontology annotation, cellular component: nucleus. The record is from RefSeq and is a predicted model, not a curated record. Bases 106 to 3072 code for a protein of 988 amino acids. Gene Ontology annotation, molecular function: exonuclease activity; nucleic acid binding. The transcript is spliced from 16 exons.
AAUAAGGGUCGCCCUGGAGGCUAUAAAAGUGGGGUCGAGGACGCGUCCUGGUUCAGUCAGGCCCGCUCGUCGUCGGUUCGAACCCCGGCGAGGGUUGAAAGAGCGAUGUUCCCGUCGUCCGGUCGUUUUGUCCGGCUCACCUGCCCUUUCAGCGGGUGCUGCCAGCGGCCUCAUUGCUGGUACAAACACGGCAAAGAAGGACGUUUGAAUGGAGCCUCCGCCUCUUCAUCGUCCUUUUUGCUGGUCGACCUCACAGGUGACCAAAAUGACGAUCUGCCCGCCAUACGUGGAGCACACGUAAUCAACGAGCCUCUAGACGAAUCCCUCCAGGAGCUGGAGCGCAUCAACAAAGCGAUUGAAGCGGCCAAGUACGAAGUGGAGCAGGAGCAGAGGCGACUGUCGUGCUACCACACUGCCGAGGCCGCCGCCACAGCAAAUGGCGUGGCGUGCUCGGCUGGUUACAAAACACAUUCCCGUUCGGGGAAGUACGUGGUUGACGUUUCCAAACCGAGGACCGAUUUGGAGUACGACCCAAUGUCCAACUUUUCUGCUGACUUCGGAUCUUACAAGUCAUCGCAUAAAGCGCCAAAAGGCAAACGCGUGCCUGGAAACCAUCAGGACCCGGCGUUCCGCCCUGCCGCCCCUGUGACAUUGGACGACGACAGCGUCCUGAUUAUCGACGCGCCGUGCUCGCCGGACCGGAAGCCCGCCGGCUGUGACGCUGACAAGAAGCAGCACCAGGAGAAGAGCGCUGGCGAGUGUGAAGCGUCGGCAGGAAGCGUGAUUGACUUGACAGGAUGUUUGGAGGACCCUGGGGGCCAGAGUCUCUCGUCUGCUGAAGAUGAAUGCUGCACCUUAGAGGAAAACCAAAAUGCAUACAGUGUUGAAGAAGUCAUCAAGCCCACCGAGUACACCGCCCAGUGCUCUUCUCCCAUUGACGCGUGCAAUACAUCCGACAGCCACCCGGCGGCAGAAGAGGAAUCUGUAAGCACAAGUCUCGAAUCUUCUUCCCUCGCUGCUUGUGAGCAUCUGUUGUCCAAAGGCGGCAGCAGAGAAGUUAUCGUGAUUGACUCGAGCGCUGACGAGGAAGAGAACGGCUACUCUGGCGUGGAUCUGUCGGACAGCGACCCUGAAGAGGAGUGCUACCGCAUCUUCAUGGAGGCCAAGGAGAGUGGCGACCAAGAGCAGCCAGAAAUUGAGCCUAUGGGUGUGGCCAAGCCUGAAAUUCCGACCGUCAAACCCCCAGAGCUACCAGCCAAGAGGAGGAUUGCUCAUAAGGCCGAAGAUACCGAGCUUCCAGUGGCCAAGAGGAGACCACAACCACAAGUCCUAGUUCCUCUACGAGGACCGACGCCGGCCUUCACGGCCUCCCAGCUUUCCGCCGCGCCAAAGAUUCAGCAGAUUCAGCAGAAGGCGUCCAUGCUGACCGCCUCCGUGAAAGGUGGCCAAGCGUUCCUCUCCAUCGGUCCAAGGAAGCCAGAGAGCCUAUUGAGCGCGUCCGUCAACACUCCACCUGCUGCUCAGCAAAACAAGACAGUCAACUAUGUUCCUCUGGGCUCGGCUGUGCUCAACGUGGGCAAUAACCUGCGCCUGAUCCUCCCUCAGGGCACCAUCCCGCUCACCUCCGCCUGCACUGUGGUCUCUUCCGUUCUAACGCCCAUCACUCGAGUGCAUACAAGCUCCGUCACAGUCAGGCCCCCCACGUUCACAUCGCCCGCUGUUGCGAGCACGCCGAAGUACCGCGCGGGCGUGCCUCUGCUCAUCCCCCCCGCCGCACGUAGACCCUCUCAGCUAUCGGCGUCAUCACUGUCUUCAACCGCCGCCAGCAACGCAACCGGCCAGGCCGCCGCUAAGCCGGGAGCCUCCAAGCGAAAAGGGAAGGCGCAGUCCGAGGCGAGCAGAGACAAAGUCCCUCAUGAUGUCAGGCAGCGCUACGUCACCAUGUUCAUGGAGGCCUUCCUCGCCACCACCGCCAAUGUCAACGAGGCCUUUGAAAAGGCGCUGGCAGAGGAGAAGGCGCUGUACAAUCGUAGCAGCAACAAACUGAAGUAUCUGAGCGUGGCUGUGAACGUGCUUAAGAGGUUGAAAAAACCUGUUGCCGCCAAAGAUGAGAAUAAAGUCAACAGCAAAACCCAUAAAGGAAAUAUUCCACUCAACCGGAAGAAGCUCAGAGGAAACGACAUGUCUUUGUAUGAGAUUUUGAGAGAUUACAUUCUGACGGAGGAGCAGCUGAUUGAGAACAACUACCCUGUGCAACACCCGCAGAAGGCAGGCUGCGCUGUCCUUUUUGCAGACAACAAGAAGGGCAACAACGACCCCUUCAAGAGGAUUUGCUGUCGAUGUGGAGCGACAUACUCUGUUAGCAAAACGGGCCAACACACCCGCACGGAGGAGUGCAAUUAUCACUAUGGCAAAGGAGUGGAGAACAGAGUGCCAGGUGGGGUGGAGACGCGCUACAGCUGCUGUCAGGGAGUCAUGGGCGCACCCGGAUGCCAACUUUUUAAGUUGCAUGUACACGAUUCCUUCAGCCUGGAGGGAUUCAAACGGACACUCCCAAAAAGUCCCACAGAUGUCAGCUGCCCAGGAAUCUACGCCCUCGACUGUGAAAUGUGUUACACCAUCCACGGUCGGGAGCUGUCCAGAGUGACCGUGGUCAACUCCAGCCUCCAAGUGGUUUACGACACCUUCGUCAAACCACACAACGAGGUCAUCGACUAUAACACCAGGUUCUCCGGGAUCAGCGAGAAGGAGAUGAGGGGCAACCACACCUCUCUUUCCGAUGUGCAGAAGACCCUGCUGAGCUUUAUCAGCGCUGACACUGUCAUGAUCGGGCAUGGCCUGCAGACCGGCCUCUGUGCCCUGAAGUUGCUCCAUGGCACGGUGGUGGACACAUCUGUGGUCUUUCCCCACCGCCUGGGUCCCCCGCACAGGCUGACCCUCAACAGCCUGACGGCAGAGUACCUGAGGAGGAUCAUCCAAGAGAGCGUGUGUGGCCAUGACACUGCAGAGGAUGCUGCCGCCUGCAUGGAGCUCAUGUUAUUGAAGAGCAAAGAUGGGAAAGUGAAAAAAUGAUGGGGGGAAAUAAACAAACUCGACCCCUGCCCCUCCUCCAAUGUACAGUCAAAAGAAAACCAUGUGCAUGUUCCUGUGUUGAAUGAAGAUGAUGAACUUUUCUUUGAUUUCGCACGAGUUUAUUUUGGUCUUAUGAUUUUGUUCCUUUGUUGCAUUUUGAUUAAAUAUGACUCGCACUUGAGUAUGUAUUAAGGCAUGCCAGAUGUGGGCGGGGCUUGGUGUGAUGGAAGUAAACCUACAGAAUGACAUCAG